AUGGCGAAGACUGCCCUGGGUCAUUUUCCUUACCCAGAAGUUGUGAAUAACUAUGACGAAUUUGUCGAGAUACUGUCACGCAAGCUGUCUUCUGAUAUUGAGAGUGAGAUUGUCAAGGAUCAUGGCGGUACCUGUGACAAUACUACCGAUAGUUUGUACCACCUGAAUCUGGACGAUCUUAUAAAGUUUGACCCUGAUACCUACCUUGAAGAUAUACAUAUGACCGUACCAUUCCGUCAUCGUCCUUACGUAUAUCGUUCUAAAGCUGUAUAUCACAUCGAUUUAACUAGGGAACAUGGUUCCUGUUACCGUAAAUUUGGUUAUACAAGAUCCCAAGGUUCCGAUGAUUAUGCCAAAGAUAAUGAUGACGAGUAUUUCGGAUAUGCUAGUGACGAGACUGCUACUGUUAAAGAGCGCUAUAAGUAUGUGCUGCCGAGGGACGAGGAUGCCCCCGCUCUGUGUGACGCCGUAACUGUCGACAAUGGUGACGACUGGUUGGGUGUCUUUGAAUGGACCGAUUUGGUCCAUCGUAUCAACAAGGAGGUAUUUGGUAACGCAACGUUCCGUCCGAAGCAGCUGGAGGCCAUUAACUGCAUACUGAGUGGUCGUGAUACUUUCAUAGUGAUCCCUACUGGUGGUGGUAAAUCACUUUGUUUCCAGUUACCCGUGGUCUAUGACGCUACAAUGGGUAACGGCGGUGUUACUGUGGCUAUUGUGCCGUUAGUAUCGCUAAUACAGGAUCAAAUGAAGAGGUUAACUGCACUUGGUAUACCAUGUCACGCUCUAAUUGGUGAGCUUAGUCGAUCAGAGCGUGAUUUGGUGUUCGGUGAUAUGCGCCCUGAGAACUACACCUCUUUUAUAUUAUUCAUUACACCGGAACGUUUGACAAGCUCAAAAGUGUUACUUGCUGCUUUGAGGGAUUUGGAAAAGCAGAACCGCCUUGCUCGAUUUGUAAUUGACGAAGCUCACUGUGUGAGUCAAUGGGGUAAUGAUUUCAGGCCAGAUUACAAAGCGAUGGGACUAUUGAAACAUGAAUUUCCAAAAGUACCCGUCUGUGCACUGACUGCCACAGCUACUCCACAGGUAAUCGGUGAUGUUUGCAAUGAGCUCAGGCUGAAAUCACCUACCUUAUUAAAAUCCAACUUCAAUCGGCCUAAUCUUUGCUAUGAAGUUGUGAACAAGGAUCGUAACGUGGAUAAUGCGAUAAAGCAGCUCAUUGAGCUUUUGAAGACGCGAUUUGAGGGGAAGUGCGGGAUUAUAUACUGCCUCAGCUGUAACGAGGUCGAGAAGGUAACGCAGGAGCUGGGCAAACAUAUUAAAGUAGCUCCAUACCAUGCCCAGAUGAACAUGAAUCUGCGUACAUCAUAUUAUAAUGAAUGGAUAUCUGGAUCUAUUGAUAUAAUGGUAGCCACUCUUGCAUUUGGUAUGGGUAUUGACAAGAGUGAUGUCCGUUUUGUGAUACAUUUUUCAAUGCCCAAAUCUAUUGAGAACUAUUUCCAAGAAUCUGGUCGUGCUGGUCGAGAUGGUGAAACUGCAUGGUGUAUCAUUAUGUAUCUUUUUCAUGACUCCCGGAGGCUGCUCACGCUGAAUAUGCAACGUACCACAGCACUCGCCCCUCAACAGGAGCAGGUGAUCCGCAACAAUAUCUUAAGUGUCGUCAUUUACUGCGAGAACUCUCACCAGUGUCGUAGAAAGGUGCUUUUGGAAUAUUUUGGGGAGAAAUUACAAGGGCCAUGUGAUGUUCCCUGCGAUUCGUGCUCCGUAGAUCGAGAUGCGAUGUUCGUGGCUCGUAACUUCCAGACAGAGGCGACUCAGAUAUGCAACGGGCUCUUCCAGGGUAGCCGUAAUGGUGAUAAGAGCAAUAACGCUUAUACAAUGAUAACCCUUCACAAACUGCUUUUACAGCGUAAAAGUGACCCUCACAUGCUCUCAGGUUACCUCCGUAAUAUGGGUUUUACCAAAGAUUCUGCAAUGUACCUGUUGAAAAGGAUGGUUAUGCAUCAACUGCUUAUCGAGAGGGUUGUCCGUACGGCUAAUCAGCAAUUUCCAUCAUUUUAUAUACGUGUUAACCCGCAAUAUCGUCUACAUCUCCAUUUUAUGUGCGCAUUGAGGUUCCCCGUUGACCUUGACCCAUUGAAAAUACCUGAUGAGCCGGUAACUAGCAAGAAAAGCUUGUCCAAAGAGUCUAAACCCAAAGUUGUUAGAGCUAAGGCUACAGACGGCAAGAGAGCUCCAAAGGCCAAACAACCUGUCAAAAAACCAACUACCCGUGCAAAAAAUACGAACAAGGGUUCUGCGAAAUCUAAAUAG
This is a messenger RNA of Babesia sp. Xinjiang, 2310 nucleotides long. It is a transcript of the gene him-6, whose product is annotated as Bloom syndrome -like protein. Gene Ontology annotation, molecular function: 3'-5' DNA helicase activity; ATP binding; four-way junction helicase activity. Gene Ontology annotation, biological process: double-strand break repair via homologous recombination. Bases 1 to 2310 code for a protein of 769 amino acids. The record is from RefSeq and is a predicted model, not a curated record. NCBI's taxonomy places the organism in Eukaryota, Apicomplexa, Aconoidasida, Piroplasmida, Babesiidae. Gene Ontology annotation, cellular component: chromosome; cytoplasm. The transcript has a single exon.